Molecule: messenger RNA, 801 nt
Organism: Euleptes europaea (tarantolino)
Lineage: Eukaryota; Metazoa; Chordata; Lepidosauria; Squamata; Sphaerodactylidae
Gene: HPGD
Product: 15-hydroxyprostaglandin dehydrogenase
Exons: 7
Coding region: 1-801 (266 amino acids)
Cellular component (GO): cytoplasm
Molecular function (GO): oxidoreductase activity, acting on the CH-OH group of donors, NAD or NADP as acceptor
Source: RefSeq, a predicted model, not a curated record
AUGCACCUGAAGGACAAAGUGGCGCUGGUGACUGGGGCAGCCCAGGGCAUCGGCAACGCCUGCGCCCACGCGCUCCUGGAAAAGGGCUGCAAGGUAGGCCUUGUGGAUAACAAUGCAGAAGUAGGUAGGGAAAGCAAAAAUAACUUGGACAAGCAGUUUGAUACACAGAGAACCAUCUUCAUUCCUUGCGACGUUUCACAUGAAGAACAGCUAAAAGAUGCAUUUAAGAAGAUAUUUGAGCAUUUUGGGAGGUUGGAUAUUGUGGUUAACAAUGCUGGAGUCAAUAAUGAAAAAAACUGGGAAGUCACAGUCCAGAUUAAUUUGAUUUCAGUGAUUAGAGGAACAUACAUUGGUUUAGAUUACAUGAAAACAGAAAAUGGAGGCAACGGUGGGGCUAUUGUUAAUAUAGCAUCAUUAGCAGGACUUAUGCCUGUUCCAUUCCAACCAGUUUAUUGUGCUUCAAAGCACGGGGUUAUUGGAUUCACACGUUCAGUAGCUAUGGUCUCUAAAGCAGGAAAGUAUGAUGUACGGAUAAAUACAAUCUGUCCUAGUUUUGUUAACACACCAAUUCUUCAAAGCAUUGAAAAGGAAGAGAAUAUGGGCCAAUAUUUAACAUACAAAGAACAACUCAAAGAUAUGAUCAACCACUAUGGUUUAUUGCCCCCACCAUUAAUUGCUGAGGGACUGAUAAAAAUACUUGAAGACGACACAUUAAAUGGAGAAGUUAUGAAGAUAACAACAAACCAAGGGAUACAUUUUCAUGAAUACGGUCCAUCGCCAUUUCAGCCAGACAAGAAAUAA